AUGCAGGCCAUCAAGUGUGUGGUUGUGGGUGAUGGGGCAGUGGGCAAGUCAUGCAUGCUCAUUGCGUACACGACCAAUGCGUUUCCGGGCGAGUACGUGCCGACGGUCUUUGACAACUACUCGGCCAAUGUCAUGGUCGACGGCAAGCCGAUCAGCCUCGGUCUGUGGGACACGGCAGGACAGGAGGACUACGAUCGCCUCCGUCCGCUCUCGUAUCCACAGACAGACGUUUUCAUGCUUUGCUUCUCGGUUGUUUCGCGCGCCUCGUUUCAGAACGUUUCCUCAAAGUGGAUGCCCGAGAUCCUCCACCACUGUCCCAACACCCCGAUCAUUCUGGUCGGAACAAAGGCGGACUUGCGGGCGGGGGACGUUGACGCCGAGCGGCUGGUCUCUCGGGACGAGGCUCAGGCACUUGCCAAUGGUAUCGGUGCUGUGAGCUAUGCAGAGACGUCAGCGCUGGUGGGCACUGGGCUCAAGGCCGCCUUUGACACGGCAAUCAUGGCGGUGAUCAACAGCGCAGGCUCGCGCAGGAAGUCGCGCUUCUCGCUCUUCAAGUCCUCGGGCUCGGGUGCUGGCUCGUCGUCGUCGGCUGUGCCCGACUAUGACUACGAGUACGAGUACGACUCGGACGAUGGGGUCGAAGAUCACAACGCUGGCAUUCCUGCCCCGCCGGCACUGCCCGAGGUAGUUGACCUCCACGCGCCAUGGAUCAACAUCGAGACCGCGACCUUUGGCGCCGAUCUGCACACGCUGUACAACAACUCGCUCCACGCCGACCUCCGGUUUGUGGUCCCGUCUCUCGGCUCUGCACCCGAGACCUCAUUCUUUGCCCACUCGCCGAUCGUACUCGCGGCGUCGACACUGCUGGCCCGGCUCCUCCUCCCUGCGCUCUCGGCGAACGAGGCCGAUGAGGUGGCGCGGAUUGCGCUUCCACGCGGGGUGUCGUGGAUUGCUCGAGUCGACAACGUCCUCUACAGAGUCGAGGCACCUGACGGCUCCGCGUCGUCGAGCUCGGCCGCGCUCCUCGAUCUUGGCGUCGAUGCUCGGCUUACAGAGCUCGAGUACGUCGACGAGGACAUUGACGACGAGCUCCUUUGCUCCAUCUGCACGCUUCCGUUUCUGGAGCCUGUGGCUGUACCCGGCUGCGAGCACAUUUUUUGUGCCACAUGCCUCAAGGACUGGCUCUUCCAGCACGCCAACUGCCCGGCCUGCCGCGGAACUGUUGCCGCCAGCGCCGUCGCGCCGGCCUCGCGCAUCAUCCGCAACCUUGUUGACAAGCUAGAGGCUCAUUGUCCCGAGGAUGGGUGCGAGCACGUGGCGGCCAGGUCGACUCUGGUGGCACAUCUCGAUGCCGAGCACGGGAGCCCCGAGGAGGUCAGCAGCCAGUCGGCCGGUGAGGCGAGCUCGUCGCUGGCAGCGCCGCCCAACAACGAGCUCGGAUGGAGCCUUGUGGUAGUCCUGGACGCGGCCGAGGUGACCGCAGACGGAUUUGGCGCCCUGCUGGAGUUCCUCUACUCGGGCGCUACCGACCUGGGUGCGCGCGGCUCGGAGCGACUCGGUCUGGUCCGGGCUGCUGCCGAGCUGUUUGGCGCUGAGCACCUGUUGACAAGCUGCAACAACGUGGCAGGCUCGCUCGACGAGCUCAACCCGUCGAUCACGACGUACAAGAACGAUCUUGUGGGCGAGCGGCUCAAAGAAUUGUUCCUGGGCCGUCCGCUCCGAGCGGAUGCGUGGCUCGAGGUGGGCAAGGCGCGGGUGCCGGUUCACCGGGCGCUGCUCGCGGCGCGGUGCGCGUGGCUCCACUCGCUGGUCCGCGAGCUGCCGUGCGGUGGAUCGGUAGUGGUGGAGGAUGCCCGGCUCGGUGCAGCCGAUCUUGGUGCGUGUCUCGAGUUUGUCUACACCGCACACUGCGAGAGCGUCUCCGAGUGCACCGUCGAGACCGUGCUCCAUGGCGAGUCGCAUGUGUUCUCGAUUGCGGCAGCGGCGGCGCACUGUAACUUGUUCCGGCUCUUGCAGUUUACUGAGCUGUACGGGUCCAAGAUCCUCGAGCGGGCGACGACAGCGUCUGUCGGCCAGUCGGGCAUCGACGUCGUGGCUCUGUUGCACGCGUCGCAAGCCCAGGGUGCGAGCCAGCUUGCGGCCUUUCUCCUCCACUUUCUGGCAUCGAACGUUGUUCCGCUCGCACCGCACAUCACGCCGGGCGCUCUUGGCCCGGACAACUUGGCGUGGGUCCGGUCCCACCAAUGGCCGCCUGCAGACUACCUCGACGAGCUGGAUGCAUGGGAGGGCCAGGUCGCCGAAGCCAAGGAGACCGGCGCGGUGCCUGACGACUGGCAGUGGCGUCGGCGGGAGCGAGUUCGCAUGCGGAUUGCCAACGAUGGGACGCGGAGGCCGGUACGGAGCGGAAAGAAGAACUGCAUUGUGAUGUAG
This is a messenger RNA of Thecamonas trahens ATCC 50062, 2430 nucleotides long. Its product is annotated as Rac2 protein. Gene Ontology annotation, cellular component: cytoplasmic vesicle; plasma membrane; cytoskeleton. NCBI's taxonomy places the organism in Eukaryota, Apusomonadida, Apusomonadidae. Gene Ontology annotation, molecular function: GTPase activity; protein kinase binding; GTP binding. The transcript is spliced from 2 exons. Bases 1 to 2430 code for a protein of 809 amino acids. The record is from RefSeq and is a predicted model, not a curated record. Gene Ontology annotation, biological process: regulation of cell shape; actin filament organization; establishment or maintenance of cell polarity.